Aspergillus vadensis CBS 113365 is the source of this 2063-nucleotide messenger RNA. Its product is annotated as origin recognition complex subunit 2. NCBI's taxonomy places the organism in Eukaryota, Fungi, Ascomycota, Eurotiomycetes, Eurotiales, Aspergillaceae. Gene Ontology annotation, biological process: DNA replication. Gene Ontology annotation, cellular component: nuclear origin of replication recognition complex; nucleus. The coding region runs from base 128 to 1831 and encodes 567 amino acids. The record is from RefSeq and is a predicted model, not a curated record. Gene Ontology annotation, molecular function: DNA replication origin binding. The transcript is spliced from 2 exons.
GUAGCCACGAGGAAGCCGACCAGAUCUAUCAGCGAUCAGCAUUCCCAGCAAGCGCGCUCAUCCCUCGCGUCCUCUGUUGUGCUCGUCGUUCCUUCUGGACCUCCAGAAGAGCUUUGUUGUGCCCCGAAUGCAUCCAGAAUCCGAUGACCAAUUUCCGAUCUCUACGCCCAAGAGGCAGAGGACUACGGCCACCAAUGGCACCGUGAAUGGGCACACCAACGGUGAACGUGAACGAACCCCUGAAGCUACCACCACCCCUACGAAACGAGUGAAAUCAACACCUCAAAAAUCCACGACCGAUAACACCCCAGCCGCUCUUAAAGCUUCGGGGUUGAAGACCCCAACACAGAAGGCCAAAGCGAAGAAUCUAUUCUCAACGCCCACAAAAAAGCCAACUGUUGCAACUCCGUCGAAAGCCCGUGCCGACCGGUCCGCUAAGAAGAAGAGCGCUCGUCUUCUCCUCGAACAGGAUGACGAAGACAUUUGGGACGGCGCUGACCGUCUUGCGGAGGAGAUCCUACAAGAUGAUACCAACGAAGCCCCCAGCAAGGCGUCGGCGACAGGGAAAGGUCUAUUAGAAUCCAUCGAGGAGGAAUCUACUCAACCCGCCGCAAAUGGUGCGACAGAAGGAGCACCCACACCCAAGCGUCGUGCAGGUCGACCAAAAGGCGCAAAGAAUAAGCGUUCUCCCACCCCGGAAGGAGAACUCCCAGCUCACGAGCGAUACUUUUUCCAAAACCGCGCUGGACCACCCCGUACAUCGAACAACAAUUUAGGCAAAGUAAACCUCUUAACGCACGAGGAGUACUUCGAACGAAUGUCACAAUACGCAGACCCAUACAAACAAGAGAAGUCCUUUCUUCUUGACCUCCACUGCCGGUCCUUCCCCCAGUGGGACUUCGAAUUCGACCAAGGCUUCAAUAUCUGCCUGUACGGCUACGGCUCCAAGCGCCGCCUCCUCCAAGAAUUCGCAGACUGGCUCUACCACCGUCACCACAGCAGUUCCGCCUCAAGCUCCGUAGUCAUCGUGAAUGGACACACGCCCAACAUGUCCAUCCGUUCCAUCUUCGCCACGAUCGUCACCGCCGUCCUGGGUGCCGAUAUUCCUUCCAAAAUGGGCUCUCAGCCCCAAGAAGUCCUCGAAUUGCUUCAGUCCGUCCUCAAGUCCCGAUCAUCCCAGAAACCAAUCACCGUUCUCAUCAACUCCAUCGAUGCGCCUGCCCUCCGGAGAGCGGCGAACCAAGCCCUCCUUGCCCGUUUAGCUGCUACGCCGAAAAUCCAUCUUCUCGCGACGGCGGAUACCCCGAAUCUGUUGCUGAUGUGGGAUCUUAGCCUGCGUGACCAGUUCAACUUCGUCUUUCAUGACUGUACGACCUUCGCGCCGUUUGAUACCGAGUUUGAUGUCGUUGAGGAGGUCAGCACUCUGCUGGGAAGAAAGGGCCGCCGGGUCGGUGGUAAGGAGGGUGUUGAGUUCGUGUUGAAGAGUCUUCCUGAGAACGCGAGGAAUCUGUAUCGGUUACUUCUCACGGAGCUGCUAUCCAUGGCGGAUGAGGGACAUAUGUCGGAUGAUGACAUGGAUGGUGGGGGUAAUGGAGGGGAUGGCAGCAACGGUCGAGGAGAGGAAACGGGCAUUGAGUUCCGGACGCUGUAUCAGAAAGCAGCGGAGGAGUUUAUUGCCUCAUCAGAGAUGAUGUUCCGGACAUUGUUGAAGGAGUUCCAUGAUCAUCAGAUGAUUACUUCGCGGAUGGAUACGAGUGGGAUGGAGAUCCUGGGAGUCCCAUUGGCGCGUGACGAGAUGGAGGGUGUUUUGGAAGAUCUGGUAUUGAGUUGAUUGCUGACUGACAGAAAGAUAGGUUGAUAGAUAGUAUAGUAUAAGAUAGGCUAGUAUAGCGCCUUGCACGGCAUGGCAUAAAUCCAUGAUACCCUGUAUAACACGGAAUACUUAUUGCAGCAAUUGGAGCGUAGUAAGCCCGGUGUUUCUUCAUUCGCUAGACAAGAUACAUAGAUUCUUCGAGAUGCGAUACCACCAAAUCACAUUGAUACCGCAUAUUUCAACAUAGUCU